Molecule: messenger RNA, 1933 nt
Organism: Orycteropus afer afer
Lineage: Eukaryota; Metazoa; Chordata; Mammalia; Tubulidentata; Orycteropodidae
Gene: FOXA2
Product: forkhead box A2
Biological process (GO): regulation of transcription by RNA polymerase II; cell differentiation; anatomical structure morphogenesis
Molecular function (GO): protein domain specific binding; transcription factor binding; RNA polymerase II cis-regulatory region sequence-specific DNA binding
Source: RefSeq, a predicted model, not a curated record
GUGGCUGUUAAAUUUUAAACUGCCAUGCACUCGGCUUCCAGUAUGCUGGGAGCGGUGAAGAUGGAAGGGCACGAGCCGUCAGACUGGAGCAGCUACUAUGCCGAGCCCGAGGGCUACUCCUCGGUGAGCAACAUGAACGCCGGCCUAGGGAUGAACGGCAUGAACACGUACAUGAGUAUGUCGGCGGCCGCCAUGGGCAGCGGCUCAGGCAACAUGAGCGCCGGUUCCAUGAACAUGUCGUCGUACGUAGGCGCAGGCAUGAGCCCGUCCCUGGCGGGCAUGUCCCCUGGCGCGGGCGCCAUGGCAGGCAUGGGCGGUUCGGCCGGGGCGGCCGGCGUGGCGGGUAUGGGGCCGCACCUGAGUCCGAGCCUGAGCCCGCUCGGGGGCCAAGCGGCCGGGGCCAUGGGCGGCCUAGCCCCUUAUGCCAAUAUGAACUCCAUGAGCCCUAUGUAUGGGCAGGCUGGCCUGAGUCGCGCUCGCGACCCCAAGACAUACCGGCGCAGCUACACGCACGCCAAACCACCCUACUCAUACAUCUCGCUCAUCACUAUGGCCAUUCAGCAAAGCCCCAACAAGAUGCUGACUCUGAGCGAGAUCUACCAGUGGAUCAUGGAUCUCUUCCCUUUCUACCGGCAGAACCAGCAACGCUGGCAGAACUCUAUCCGCCACUCUCUCUCCUUCAACGACUGUUUCCUCAAAGUGCCGCGCUCACCCGACAAACCUGGCAAGGGCUCCUUCUGGACCCUACACCCCGAUUCGGGCAACAUGUUCGAGAACGGCUGCUACCUGCGGCGCCAGAAGCGCUUCAAGUGCGAGAAGCAGCUGGCUCUGAAGGAGGCCGCUGGCACCUCCGGCGGAAACAAAAAGGCAAUUGCUGGGGCCCAGGCCUCGCAGGCUCAGCUGGGGGAGACCGCUGGGCCAGCCUCUGAGACUCCGGCGGGCACCGAGUCGCCCCACUCGAGCUCCUCUCCUUGCCAGGAGCACAAGCGAGGGUCCCUGGGGGACCUAAAGGGGACAUCGGCCGCAACGCUGAGCCCCCCGGAGCCAGCGCCCUCGCCAGGGCAGCAGCAACAGGCCGCAGCUCACCUGCUGGGCCCGCCUCACCAUCCAGGCCUGCCCCCGGAGGCCCAUCUCAAGCCGGAACACCACUACGCCUUCAACCAUCCCUUCUCCAUCAACAAUCUCAUGUCCUCAGAGCAACAACACCACCACAGCCACCACCACCACCAACCCCACAAAAUGGACCUCAAAGCCUAUGAACAGGUGAUGCACUACUCCGGCUACGGUUCUCCUAUGCCCGGCAGUCUGGCCAUGGGCCCGGUCACGAACAAAGCUGGCCUGGACGCUUCACCCCUGGCCGCAGACACCUCCUAUUACCAGGGAGUGUACUCACGGCCCAUUAUGAACUCUUCUUAAGAAGAAGGGCUGCAGGCCUGGCUGGCUAUGGCAGCCAGGGGCAAGGACAUAAAGAGAGCAAAAGUGAGGUUGAGACUUCGGGAAGGAAGUGUUGGAGAGAUGGGUAUGGGUGGGAAGAAAUCCAGUAAACUCCCUAUCCCCAGUACCGAAAUCUCUCCACCCUCUGCAGCCCUUCCCUCACAAAGAUGGGUCACAUGGACACCUAUCAUUCUAUAUAAGGGGAGAAAGGAGAAACAAACAAACAAACAAAAAUAAUAAUAAUAAUAAUAAUAAGCCCUCCAGUUUCCACUACUGGGUAGACUCCUGCUUCUUUAAGCACCUGCAGAUUCUGACUUUUGUUGUUGUUGUUGUUCUCCAUUGAUGUGAUUGCAGGGAAGUCUUAUUUAAAAAAAAAAAAAAAUGUGUGAGUGACUCAGUGUAAAACCAUGUAGUUUUAACAGAACCAGAAAGUUGUACUAUUGUUUUAAAAGAGAAAAAAAAAAUGAUGUAAGGGUCUGUUGUAAAUGAAUAAGAAAAA